Messenger RNA from Durotheca rogersii, 2186 nucleotides. RefSeq lists its product as uncharacterized. The record is from RefSeq and is a predicted model, not a curated record. Lineage: Eukaryota; Fungi; Ascomycota; Sordariomycetes; Xylariales; Xylariaceae. The transcript is spliced from 4 exons. The coding region runs from base 135 to 1850 and encodes 571 amino acids.
CCGUACUUCUGCUGACCAGCCAGCCAAUGAGAUCGCCAUUAUUAAAGCACUGACCAUUCCCCCACGUGGUCAAACGUCGGGCGGAGGAAGAAAACUUUGCCCAACAUCACUGCAGCUUCACAAUCGCUUUAUCUAUGGCCUCCAAUUCUCAGGGAGGUGUUCAAGAGGCCUUGGUGCUCAUUGAGAACGCCGGGUUAUCUCAUCCAUCUGGCCCAUUGCUCUCAUCCUUCGUCACGGAGGCUCUCAGCCCGAGGCUGGCCGCCCAACACGUUCUGUGGACGUGUCAGACUAGUCCUGACCGAGAAGCCGAUCUUCUUUCACUCGUCUCUGACUGGGCCUAUAUUGUCGAAUCUUUCUCUCUUCAUGGCUCUCCCGCGCCCGCACCCGACGCUUCCACUCAGCUUGCCAUUACCAAGCGAGAUGGAUUCAAGUGUUGCAUUACAGGCAAAGCAGGCCAUUUCUGGGAUCCGCUGGUCGUUGUUCCAAUCCUUCCAGUGCCCUCUAAUUUGACUGAACCCGAGCCCCGAAUCUUCGAUAUGCUCGGCGCUUUCUUUACCCCGCCAUAUCGUGACUGGUGGCUCAGUCAUACUCGAAACCCCGGGGACAUGAGCCCGUAUUAUACUCACUGGCUCGUCAGAAAAUCAGCCGCUGAUGCCUUUUCCCGGGGCCUUCUGAGGUUAAAUAGAAUACAACCGUCAAUGAUUGAAUAUGAGGUCCAACCAAUAUCCAUCGGCAGCCUGGCAAACCCCAUCGAUCUCGACGGCUCUUAUCCGCUUUUGGGUGAUCACUCUCGAUCCGGGACCAAGAAGGUUGAUGCACGUUUUGUGGGAACCCACGCGCGACUUGCCCCGAGCAUUCGGUGGCUCGAUGUUGCUAAAUAUGCAUCCUUGAACAAGCGCAUUGGACCACCCCCUACGACCGUUCUAGCAAAUCAGCAAAUUACAAAUCGGCAGUUUGGUCAAAGCCACGGUUUCUCCCUGAUGGAAUUUUUCAACAGCAUCUGCCUCGCAGCCUGGCGCACAGUCCCGGCUAGGGCCCGAAUAGCGACUUACAGGCUGUUGCAAAAGGUGGGACGUCGCAUUUAUGGAGCGCCCGGCCCCUUCUGCCUCGUUCAAAGACUCCCGUUCGGACUGUACCUGAAGUAUUUGGGGGACCCCGAUGGCUUACACAACGAGUUCAAUGCCAUACAAAUGGUCCGCCAGUAUACUUCGAUUCCUGUUCCCCGACCGCUUGACAUAGUCUCCAAACCGACAGAAUCAGAAGACGGCUUGUAUAGUCGCGACGCGUACCUUCUCACAACCCGCAUACCUGGUGUUCCACUUUCCUAUUGCCGGGAAAUGCUAUCGGACGAAGACGCCGCCGAUUUUGUUGCUCAAAUGCAAGACUACCUGACCCAACUUCGAGCCAUCCCUAAGGCCGUUAGCCCGGAAUAUGCCAUUUGUAAUACUUUGGGUGGACCUUGCAGAGACACUCGCAUCCAGGGUGGAAAUCCUGUGGGACCGUUCGUGGACGAGGCGAGCUUUAGCCAGUUGCUGCGUAACCCGGAUGAGCCAAGUCGCAGAGGGCACAAGAUUGUCUUCACGCAUGCAGAUUUGAAUUCGCGGAAUAUCUUGGUUGACCAAGUCACUAGGCCGGAUGGGACUAGGGGCUGGAGGGUCAUGGGGAUUGUCGAUUGGGAAAACUCCGGUUAUUAUCCCGAAUAUUGGGACUAUACAAAAGCCUUGUUUGAAGGAUUUAGAUAUACGCAACGAUGGCGCAACGUGAUGCAUGAGACUUUUAGGGCCUUCGGGGACUUCUCGAAAGAGUUUGAGGUGGAGAAGAGAAGCUGGGAGGAAGGAGAUUAUGUUUAGAUGGUAUUAUAUAAUAGGUAUUUAUCCGGGAGCUGUCUACAAUCGUCUAUCCAGAGGCGAAGCGGCGAUUCUCGUGCAGCGGCGAACGAACCGGCGGAAAUUGCAUUACCUCGCAAAGAUCAACGCCUCUCCCACUGACCAAUGCGAAUAUGAUCAGCUUGAAACGGUGGUAGCUGUAACAAUCACAUUUGCCAAAAGCACCGGCGGAUUGCAUCAGCCGCCCAAGAACAGUCAUCAGUAAGAUGAGCCGUGGAGUAUCCCUCGCCCGGGUUUUGCACGGUUUGUGCCCAGGUAUAUACGAAGUAUUAGAGGCCUCCCAUAAUUAUUGCCUAAGAC